Molecule: messenger RNA, 1825 nt
Organism: Pteropus alecto (black flying fox)
Lineage: Eukaryota; Metazoa; Chordata; Mammalia; Chiroptera; Pteropodidae
Gene: LGMN
Product: legumain
Exons: 13
Coding region: 1-1302 (433 amino acids)
Biological process (GO): vacuolar protein processing
Molecular function (GO): cysteine-type endopeptidase activity
Source: RefSeq, a predicted model, not a curated record
AUGAUUUGGGAAGUAGUUGUGGUCCUCAGCUUGGUCCUGGGAGCUAGUGCUGUCCCCAUGGAUGAUCCUGAGGAUGGGGGCAAGCACUGGGUGGUCAUCGUCGCCGGUUCAAAUGGCUGGUACAAUUACAGGCACCAGGCAGACGCGUGCCACGCCUACCAGAUAGUUCACCGCAACGGGAUCCCUGAUGAGCAGAUCGUGGUGAUGAUGUAUGAUGAUAUCGCCAACUCCGAGGACAAUCCCACGCCGGGUAUUGUGAUCAACAGGCCCAACGGCUCGGACGUGUACACGGGAGUCCUGAAGGACUACACCGGCGAGGACGUCACCCCACAAAAUUUUCUUGCUGUGUUGAGAGGUGAUGAAGAAGCAGUGAAAGGCAAAGGAUCUGGAAAGGUCUUGAAGAGCGGCCCCCAGGAUCACGUGUUCAUUUAUUUCACCGAUCAUGGAGCUACUGGACUGCUGGCUUUCCCUAAUGAUGACCUUCACGUAAAGGAACUGAAUCAGACCAUCCAUUACAUGCAUAAACACAAAAUGUACCAAAAGAUGGUGUUCUACAUCGAAGCCUGUGAGUCUGGGUCCAUGAUGAGCCACCUGCCCACCAACAUCAAUGUUUAUGCAACUACUGCCGCCAAUUCCGACGAGUCAUCCUACGCCUGUUACUAUGAUGAGAAGAGGUCCACGUACCUGGGGGACUGGUACAGUGUCAACUGGAUGGAAGACUCUGACGUGGAGGACUUGACCAAAGAGACGCUCCACAGGCAGUACCAGCUGGUAAAGUCCCACACCAACACCAGCCACGUCAUGCAGUAUGGCAACAAGUCCAUCUCUACCAUGAAGCUGAUGCAGUUUCAGGGUAUGAGACACAAAGCCAGCUCUCCCAUCUCCCUACCCCCAGUCCAGCACCUUGACCUCACUCCAAGCCCCGAGGUGCCCCUCAUGAUCAUGAAGAGGAAACUGAUGUACACCAAUGACCUGCAGGAGUCCAGGCGUCUUGUCGAGGAGAUCCACAAGCAUCUGGAGACCAGACAUGUCAUUGAGAAGUCAGUGCAAAAGAUUGUCUCCUUGCUCACGAGGUCUGAUGACGAGGCAAGGAGGCUGCUGUCGCAGAGAGCCCCACUCACCGCCCACGACUGCUACCAGGCAGCCGUGACCCAUUUCCGCACGUCCUGCUUCAACUGGCACUCCUCCACGUACGAGUAUGCUUUGAGACAUUUGUACGUGCUGGUCAACCUUUGUGAAAAACCUUAUCCAAUUGACAGAAUAAAAUCAUCCAUGGACCAGGUGUGCCUCGGUUACUACUGAAACGCUGCCUUCUUGAUGCUUUUCCAAGUGUGAGCACGUCCCUAAGAAUGUGUGCUAAUCAGAGACUGAAGAGGGGGCAGCGAAACGGAAACCAAGCCCAGCAGCUCCGGGCCCUCCUGGGCUCACGCUCCAGGCCCGCCGCUGGGCUUGCUCACCUUGCCCUCCUUCCCCGGUCUCCUGCGGGUCCUGCGUGAUGCUCUGAAAAACUACAGAUGUGCCUGGGUCAGGCUCUGUGUUGGGAAAGGUCUGUUUGAUUCUUAAGAGGGUAUUUUUGCCCAUUUGUUUUAAGGAAGAAGAAUGUCAUGGGGGGGCUUCUGUUACCAGUGAAAGAAUCUCUGCUGUGAGCAAUUUGAAGCUGGAACCUCUUAAGUCUUCGGAAUGAUUUUAUUGAAAGGGGACGACAUAAGCCCCAAAUGGAAAGCUAUUUUUAGAAAAUAAUAUAAUUUUUGAUUGCUUUUGUAUUUUAUUCAACAAUAAGGUUAAGUCUUAAAAAAUAAAGAUCGUAACUGAAUCAGAGUCUGAA